Molecule: messenger RNA, 2456 nt
Organism: Drosophila eugracilis
Lineage: Eukaryota; Metazoa; Arthropoda; Insecta; Diptera; Drosophilidae
Product: cytokine receptor
Exons: 3
Coding region: 193-2124 (643 amino acids)
Source: RefSeq, a predicted model, not a curated record
UGGUUUGCCAGCGGUUGUACCCUAUCGAUUGUUCAAGCUCCCGUUUUUCGAUCGUAGCUUUCAGUCGCUAAGAUCGCUUUGAAGCAAUCGGAUCCUAUUGCUCAGAGGCAUAAGCUGCACUUUAUAAAAAAUCCCUAGCUACGCAUUGGAAGCCGUUUAGUGAUAAGCGGCGAUAUAACAAAAUCAAAAUCUAUGGGCUGGAGGACGUUCUGGAUUUACAGGCUAGUUUCGCUGACGUUGCUGGUGAUGCUAAUGAUGGCAUGUGGUCGGACGGAGAGUAUAAACUGCGAUAUGUGGUCCUCCAACGAUAGCAAUUGGCGUGUCGGUGGCGUUGGGGAGGUAUCAUGCACAUGUGACGGUGUUCAGGCAAAGGAUUUAAGUAUAAAACGGCAGGCCACACAAGAUUGCUGCAAUACGGAUAUUGUUAACAAUACACUAAUACACAAAGAUUCAAAUCUUGUCGAAAGUUCCGAGCUAACUUACGAGUGUUAUUUUCAUGAAGUAGCAUGGUCAUUUAUCCGUGUCCAAGUUUAUCCCACGCUGAAUAUCUCAGAUGAGUUCUUUAAGUGCUUCUAUCACGACGAAUAUAUAAAUUGCAGCUUCAGUCGGGUGGACAAUCCCACCUUCAAGAGGAAUACCCAAUACAAACUAUACUCGGACUCAAGCUCAAACUCAAGCUUGGAGGAGUCCAAAAGCUGUGAGGAGUCCAAAAAGGAUAAAAACCUAAUCCUGUGUUCUCUGCCUAUCUCUCCAAACAACAUACGUCCCGAUUGGAGUAUUUUUAAGCUGGUUAUGAUUGACCAAUUGGACACACAGAUUCAGGAGUUUAAUCGGUCGAGGAUCGAAAUGGAAGUGCCACUUUGGACAGAUGGAAAAUACAACGUAACAAACUGCGGUAACGAUACUUGCGUAAGAUGGAACGGUGCAAAUGUCAAUCCAGGUGAAAUAUUCGAAUUAUAUGUGGAGUAUCGGCAUGAGAAAUUGUCCAACUUGUCGAGGAAUCAAACGGUUCUCCAACAAAGGGUAGCCAGUAUGUUCGAUGAAGUCAGGUUUCCAAAUCCACCUGAAGGCAAUCAAAAGUUCUAUGUAAACUUAAGGCGUCGAUAUAAUCGUAAGAAUGCUCCGUGGUCGGAAUGGUACACCGAUAUCCCAAUUACAACGAUUGUUUCCUUACCCGUUCGUCCGCCGAAAUUUCUGGUCAAUGGAUUCCAUUAUAAUUCCAAUACGCGGCAGCUAAGGGUCUACUGGGAGCAGCUGAAUGAGACAGAAUUUAACGGACCCAAUCAAGCAUACAUAGUGACCAGCAGAAAUGGAACGAAAUUGGCCAAAACAAAGAACAAAUUGUUUGCGGAAUUUGAAAAUUGGGAUGAAUAUGAACCGACAACGGUAUAUAUUUGGAGUGCAAAUUCCCUUGGGAAAUCUAAGGAGAGCAGCCGAAUGGAGAUACCCAAUCUGGCCAACAUAAGGGAACGAAGAUUAUUACUAGAUCGAUAUAACAAGACCACCUCCAAACUCACCUGGAUAGAGCCCAAGGAUAAAAAAAACUUACUUGGCUACAUUGUUUACUGGUGCACAAUUUCCACAAAACACGAGCAAUCUUGCGAUGAUGCCCUGCCCAUUGAGAUGAACUUUACCCACGAGCCGAACUAUAACUUCUCCCACGUACAUGUUGUGUUUAGGAUGGCAGUGGCGGCCAACUAUAGUGACGGUAUAAGCAGCGGUAUGAGAUGGUGGACAGGGAAGAGCGAAAUUCCCGAGGAAAUGGCAAGCUUGCGGUAUGUGGAGGGCAUCAUCGCCCUAAUAAUGCUUGGGUUAAUCUUUCUUGUUGUCCAAAAGCUGCGAAAAAUGGCCGAUAUUCGUAUUGUUCUGCCAGAUAUGGUUGAAACUGCAGCCAUGCUUAGAAAUGAACCGCAAUGUUAUCCAGGCACCGUUCCACCGGAAAAAUUUUAUGCAGAAAUGCCAACGAAAUGCGUAACAUUUGAAGAGCCCAUUAGGAUGCCAGAGAUUGAGCUGCAAGAGUUACCAAAGACACAGCCCGUACCACAGAGGAAUCAAUAUGUGACAAUGAAUACCAUGACAUCCCCUAGUAGCGAUGGUUAUAUUAAGCCACCGCCAGCGCGAUGACCAAUUAGGGAUUCGCACUAGUCUUGCCUUGCUCAUUCGCAUCAUUGUGAUUCCAUUGUAAAUACUCCAGAAUCGCGAUUAGUCAGUCACUUAACGUACUCAAAACGAAUCCCAUUGAACUGGAAUCUCCUCCAUGUAGACAUUAUUGUAUUAUUUUUGUCUGAAGUUUGAAGUGAACAAACUUUUGCUCAUCAUCGUACUAUUUAUAUCAUCGAAAGGGUUUUACAAGUGAUUUUUAACUUAGAGAAGUAUUCUUAAACGUAUUCCGAAAGGAAACAGAAAUAUUUUUUAACUAAACCCAAACAUCUUUUUUUUAAAAGAUGUCAACAUUU